Achroia grisella is the source of this 7329-nucleotide messenger RNA. RefSeq lists its product as uncharacterized. The transcript is spliced from 22 exons. Gene Ontology annotation, cellular component: cytoskeleton; cytoplasm. Bases 107 to 6814 code for a protein of 2235 amino acids. The record is from RefSeq and is a predicted model, not a curated record. Gene Ontology annotation, molecular function: actin filament binding. Gene Ontology annotation, biological process: actin filament network formation; cortical actin cytoskeleton organization. NCBI's taxonomy places the organism in Eukaryota, Metazoa, Arthropoda, Insecta, Lepidoptera, Pyralidae.
CCGCCCGCCCAGCUGCGUACGCGCAUACGUCUCCUAAGUAACAGAUUUUUCAACCACAAGAAACAUAGACAUUUGUCUAAUGGAUGCGAGUUGAAAUUAAAGCAGAAUGUCUUUUAGGAAUUACUAUGAUACGUCAACCUACGGCCGCAGUCGAGAUACGGGCCGGAAUGCGUCGAGCGCGUCGACGGACCGCCCUACCACUGUCACAGCCAAAUACAUCAACACAACGCCAUCAUAUAAAUCCUCCAGUAUCCCUAUACUCUGUUCCGAUAAAACUAAAGAUGAAACGCCCAUUUCAACGAUAGCAAGCCGAUAUGCUAGCUACAAUAAAAAUGAUAAGCCUAUCUCCAAAUAUGAAAAGAAAGAUUACUCGAAACUCACUAUACCAUCAGUCAACACGAAGAAUAGAGACGUCAGCCCUAUAUCAACAUCAUCGAAGUAUAGUUACAGCCGACCUUCAAGGCAUUUGAGCCCUGAAAGAAGAACGCCGAAGAGCUUCAAGGAAAAAAGCCGAGAUUCCAGUCCUGUAGACCGCGACAAAGACAUUCCAAGUAAGACUGAUAAGUCUACGAGCUACAGUAGCCUUUCAAGCUAUAAAUUGUACCCACGAAGUUCAAGUUAUACACGGCCUGCAUCAAGAACAGAAACUAAACCUGAGGUCACUGUUAACAGAUAUGCCAUAGCUAGUCGGCUUUCUAGUAAUUACCUACGAAGUCCACCAACAGUAAAACGAACUUCGGUGUCACCAGUGAAUCACAUUGAUAUAGCUAAAAAUGAUAUAGACAAACCCGUAACGCCAACAAUUGUAGUACAAGAAAAUAGUAAGUUACAAAUUAAAUCAGUACCAGAGAAGAUUGAAAGUAAAUCUGAGUAUAACAAUGGAAAAGAGGAUGAAAACGUGAAUGAGACUGAAACAGUAACUGUUGUAACCCGACAUACAUCUCCGACUCCACCAGGGUCUUCUGCCUAUGUUCGAAUUCGACGAGCUGAUAUGGCAAAAACUAUUGAAAAAACAUUGUCUAGACCAAAGAAAAGACCUAAUAUGAUUGAUAAAGAAGUUCAGUCUGAUAGAUUAGACGAUCCCACACGAUCUAGUCGAUUUGGUAGUACUUCAAGAGCUAGUACAACAAAUUGGUCUUACUAUACACCAGGCGUUAAUAAUUAUACAGGAUAUGCCGGUAGAUAUUCAACACAAUAUUCUACAAUACGUGAAAACUCUAAUAGUAAUGUUCAAAGUGACAGGAGUAGUCGAAGUCGAAGCAAAGAACCACAACCUAAAGAAAACACAAGUUCAAUAAGUUCAAGCUCAUGUACGGAGAGCAAAAAUAAAACGAUAGAUAAUUGUAAUUUAAAUAAUGUGACAGAUACAGCAAAUCAUGAUAUAGUGACAGUCUAUGAACAAAAUAAAGAUGAUGAGACGUCAGAAAUAAUAAUAAACGUCAAUUUGAAAUUAAAAAGAGCUAAAAGUCCUUUAGCAGCUGCCACAGAAUUAGUUUCACCCGAAGUAACCAUAACGAAUAGUUUAUUGCCACCGCAAGCACCAAAAACUGAUGGAACUACGAAAAUAAAAAAGACUAAAGUAAGAAAAUCCAGCACAGAUUCAUCAUCAGACUCAACACCUAAAAAGAAAACAGUAAAAAAGAGAAGCAAAUCCGUUAGUUCCACAGAUUCUGACCAAGGAAGUGAAAUAAGCGAUAAAACAAAAGAAUCAACCCCACCUUCAUCUUCAAAAAAUGUCCCGAAAAAAUCAACAAGUAGUAACUUAAUUAAUGGACGCCAAAAAUUAAAACAUUCCAAAUCACGCGAAAGUAAUAGUCCAGAAUCCAGUAUUACGUUAUCCACUCAAUCUUCAGUAAGUGAAGAUGAUACAAUAUCAAAAUCAAAAACACAAGAUGUUUCUAGAACAUCAGCAGAUGAAAUAUCUAUACCAACUGAUCGAUCAGGAGGCAGACAAUCAUCACCCAACAUAUCUCAGAAAAAUGACGGGGGUACCGAAGAAGCUAAGUCAUUUUUAAUACGAGCUCUAGCACCUGUAACAAAUUUGUUUAAAAUGAAACAUCAAGAUAGUAGUGAAAAUAGUCGCUGGCCCGAAAAUUCAACGUCAGACUCUACAGGUAAAGACGUUUCUAACUUACUAACAGAAAGUGAUAGAUCUAGUAAAAGUAAAAAUAUUAUUGCAUCUAGUGAUGACAAGCUUGUCCAAUUAAAAGCUAUAAGACAUAUAGAAUCGGGAGAAAAAGCUUGGUGGUUAGACUCCGACUCUGACAAAAAAAAUAAAAUAAACAGUAAUGAAACACCUAAUACUAGUUCAGAAAAGAAUCAAUCAAGAAAAAUUAAGCGAAUAGAAUCUGGCGAAAAAGCAUGGUGGCUUGAAUCUAAUAGUGAUAAUAAAAAUGAAAAUUCAAUAGUAAAUUCAAAUUCCGUUGAAAAAAUUGAUGGUAAUAAACAAACAAAAAAAUAUAAAAAUGAAAAUGAUGAAAAACCGUGGUGGUUAGAUAGUAGUGCUAAUAUCCCAGAAGGAAUUGAGAGAUUAACUCCUCCGAGAAAAUCAUCUAGUGAUAGUGACAAAAGUGAAAAAUUCAACUUUUACAAAGUCAGACAUAUUGAAUCUGGCGAACAAAAAGACUGGUGGCUUACAAGCAACGAAAGUUCACUACAGAAUAACAAACCGGAAGCUCAAAUAAGCUUAAGUAAAUCUGGAUCUGACCAAAAAAGUUUCCCAAUAAGAAGGAUUCGACAUGUAGAGUCUGGUGAACGACCUUGGUGGUUGUCAAGCAGUAAAAAUAUACCUGAAGGCGUAGAGAAAUUACCUACACCCCCUCCGCAAGAAGAGAGCGACAGUUCUGAAUCUGAAGAAGUCGAAGUCUAUGCUACCCAAAACCAUAUCCCACCAUUCCCACUAAAUCUACCUGAUGAUGAACCAUUAGGUGACAGAAGGAGCCCUGAAGGUCUUGAAACUCCUAGAGAGAAUGAAGAUUAUAGAGGUCGUACUUCUCCUUAUGAAAACAAUAGACAAUAUCGGAGAAACCUAUCCUACCAGAAAAGUAUGGACAGAUAUAUCUCACGAUAUACGGAUAUCGAUGAUAUCCUGGGUACCUCAGGGCAGAUCUACAGCCCAUUCAUGGAUUCUAUACUGGCAAGAAGAACCGGUCAAAUAUCGUACGACGACGAUGAAUGUGAGGAGAUAGACCCGACACAAGUGAGAAUACACGAUAGCACCGCACAAAGGCCAGUCAUCAAGAAACUGCGAUGCAGAAGCGAGAUUGUCGACUACCGCACCGAAGAUCAGCUGGACGACGCAACACUGCAGGUGUUCAAGGACGGUGACUACGGCCCCUACCUGGACCUCGACUCCACGUUGGGCGAGCAGGAUGAAGAACUUGAAGGUCUACAAGAGAACCGCAAAAAUGCACUCGUUCUGCGGACCCAGCUACCGGUUCGGGUGCAUGCUAUUAUUGAGAGACUGCUUCGCACACAAGGGCGAGAGCUUAGGAGAGCGUUGUUCUCACUCAAACAAAUACUGCAGUCGGACAAGGAUCUGGUACACGACUUCGUAGCCAACAAAGGAUUGGACUGUCUGAUGCAGAUCGGCAAUAUGGAGGAUCAAAAUUAUAUUGACUACAUACUACGAGCCCUCGGUCAAAUUCUGCUGUAUGUAGACGGCAUGCACGGCGUUAUGGGACACAAACACUGCGUGCAGUGGCUAUAUUCUCUCAUAUCCAGUAAAUUCCGUCACGUUGUCAAGACAGCGUUGAAACUUCUAGUCGUAUUCGUCGAGUAUACGGAGAAUAAUAGUCUACUCCUAAUAGAUGCAAUAACUUCAGUGGAUGGCUCAAAUGGUCGACCGACCUGGUACAAUUUGAUGAAGAUUCUUCAAGACUUCGAUGCGUCUGAUACAGAACUUCUUAUAUACGCUACAACGUUGAUAAAUAUUUGCCUAAACAAUGUGCCUGACAGGGAUACUUAUUACGAUCAAGUUGAUGCAUUGCAAGAUCAGGGUAUUGAUGAUAUUAUUCAACUUUACAUGUCUAAACAAGGAACGGAUUUGGAUCUUUUGAGGCAACUGCAAAUAUUUGAAGCGGUACUGCUGUAUGAGGAUGGUGAUGAAAGUGGAACAGCUCUCAAACAAUUAGACGAAUCUGUCGUAACAUCUGUACGACGAAGAAGUAUCAACCUUAACACAUCAGAGAGAAGGAAAUCCAAAAAACAACAGAUGAAAGAUAAAGCAAAUUCGUUAGACACCAACCACGCGGAGCCCGAAAACAAAAAUUCCAACAACCACAGACCACAAUUCCUACCUACUAUAAUAGACAAUAAAGAUAACAAAGAACUCAGUACAGCUCUAAGAAGAAGAAGAGAUCGGUUUGCACGACAAGCUCAGCAACAAGAACUGCUAAACAAUUCCAAUGGACUCUAUAAUGGACUUUUUGGAAACACCAAUAGCUAUCAAAAUGGCAAUGGAAAUUACAAUAACAAUGGAAAUUAUACAAAUGGGAAUUAUACAAACACUAAUAACAAUUACAAGAACGCGAAUGGUAAUGGUAACAGUCAUUAUGCAAGCAAUGGCGUGAAUGGCGUCAACGGUCACCAAGAAGAAGAAGAUGCUUAUGUCAGUAGAACAGUGAAAAACUUAAACUUAGCAGACGUAUUAAAAAAUGGAAACCAAAGAUAUACAGCAGGUCUGAAACAAAGGAUUCAAAAUGGAACACUAGGGCAUAGUGUUAAUGCUGUAGAUGCGUUAGCCGUAAUGCGGCAAAAACAAUUAGAUAAUACUCCUGAAGCCAAAGAUGACCGGGGAAUCCUGUUGAAUAGGGAGCACAGUAUUAAGGAUCUAGCACAGAGGUUGACAAGCCCCGUAAGCCCUACAGCUGAAGAUAAACCAUUAAGGGUAGCGGAAAUGACAGGAAUUGUAUCAAAAGCCAAAGAAGAAUUAGCUAAGUCACAAUCUAAAGAAGUGAUUAAGAGUCCAAGUAUAGAAAAAUCACCUAAAGUUCAUGAAAUUAAAGUUUCUGAAAACGAUUUACAUUGGGAGGAACUGAAAAAGGGUUGUAUGAACCGAGCAUUUCACCUCUGUGAUCUUGAUUUCUCCGAUUUACGCCAUGAUUCUGAUGAUGAUAUGGGAUCACCAGCUGUGAAUAUAUCGAAUGGUCCGCCACCACCUCCGCCAAAUAUGUUUCUUCCUCCUGUCGGUGUUCCCCCGCCAUUACCUUUUACUAUGCUGAGCAAAAACAUCCCAGUUCCACCACCGAAGCCUAAUCUAUCCAGCGAAUUAUCAAAUGAUUCUGAUAGUUCUACGAUUAAGAAAAGUAAGAAGACUGUGAAACUUUUCUGGCGAGAAAUACAGGAAAAUCCGGCACCGGUGCCCCUUAGACCCAAAUUGGGUGGCUUUAUUUGGGAUGAUCUACCCGAAAUUAAUUUGGACACUGCAAUAUUGGAACACUUAUUUGAAUCUAGAACAAAUGACUUAAUUCUUAAGGAGAAACUCAUGGAGCCGAAAAGAAAUCUUAUAUUGGAUGCAAAACGAUCAAACGCCAUAAACAUAGCUAUGAAGAAGCUACCUACACCGCAAACAAUUAAGGCGGCGAUAAUGAAAAUGGAUGCAACGGUUAUUGGUAGGGAAGGCAUUGAGAAGCUAUUGACAAUGCUGCCUACUGAAGAAGAGAAGAUAAAGAUACAAGAAGCACAGUACGCCAAUCCGGACUUACCGCUGGGUAGCGCUGAGCAAUUCCUCUUAACGCUUGCAUCUAUCAAUGAACUGUCAUCAAGAUUAAAAUUAUGGGUCUUCAAAUUAGAUUUCGAUAAUUUAGAGAAAGAAAUAGCAGAACCAUUAAUGGACUUGAAGCAUGGAAUUGAAUUACUAAAAGCUAACAGAACUUUCAAAGUAAUAUUGUCGACGCUAAGAUCGGUAGGAUCGUUCUUAAAUGGCAGUCAGGUGAAGGGAUUCCGUCUUGAAUAUCUGUCUAAAGUAAUGGAAGUAAAAGACACGGUACACAAACAUCCCCUGUUGUACCACAUUUGUGAAAUGAUUAUCGAAAAAUUUCAGGACACAACAGACUUUUUCAGUGAGGUUGGAGCAGUAAUACGAGUUUCGAAAGUCGAUUUCGACAUAUUACAUACAAACCUUCUUAAAUUAGAGGCAGACUGCAAAGCUUCUUGGGAUCACAUGAAACGUAUCGCCAAACACGACGGGUCACAAAUAUUCAAGACGAAAAUUAAUGAAUUCCUCACAGACGCAGCGGAGAGGAUCAUAUUAUUAAGUGUUAUUAAAAAAAGAGUCAUGAACAGAUAUGGAAAGUUCCUUCUCUAUUUAGGAGUACCAGCGCAUGAUAUCCCGAAAACAAAACCGUCGGAAUUCCUGAAAAUUAUCGCGGAAUUUGCUCUUGAGUACCGAACAACAAGAGAGAGAGUGCUCCAACAAUUAGAGAAGAGAGCCAAUCACCGAGAGAGAAAUAAGACUAGAGGCAAAAUGAUAAUUGAUGUUGGUAACUACUCAAAUAAGAACGGCGAUCACUCAGCAGACAAUGCAUUGAAAGAACUAUUGAAGACUGAUCCUGAUACUGAUAGCCUUACAGAGAGCAGGCGUAAAGCAUCUAAUAAUAAGAGAAUGAUGGUCAAUGGUGACAUGUCAGCUGAUGACGAAAUCAUCGAAAGCUUGGUGCGUUCUGCCACAACGAAACGAAAACCAAUCACUCGACAGCGCCGAAGAAACCGACUCUCUGAUAAAAAAUUAUUUAAUAGAACCCUCGACGGGCAUCAAUCUUGGCCCGGACAAGAAUGUAACUCUGGGGCGACAGCAGAUAUUCAACAAAGAUAGUUAAUUAAUAUAGUUAGUCAAAUAUCAUGAAGUUUUGUGUUAUUUUGAAUCUCAAUUAGGUAUAUGAUGUAAGUUCUUGAAUCUGUCCUAAAUGUAAUUAUAACAAAUAAUUUCGAUAAAAGUAACAGCAUUCAGUUAUUGAUGCCAAUUAAUAUUAUAGUUUACACUAUAGAAACUGAAAUACAAAUAUUGUAUACUUUAAAUUAAUAUUUCUUUUCAUAUUGGCAACAAUUGAGGUCUACUGAAUAUUUAGAUCAGCUGAUGAAAUAGCAUUUUUAAUUAUAUAAUAUUUAAUUAGCAAACUCACUUACUCUGUACAAUAAUUUCAACCAGAACGGCCUAAACUUUAAAUUUAUAUUUAAUUUAAAAAUAUAUUUAUUCAAAUAAACUACAAUGAAGCAUUAUUGAAUACUCAUUACUUAUAUUUUUCUAAUCUACCGCUUAUUUGGAAAGAUCAUCACAAGAACGCGCAAGACACUUGCGUGUUGCUCUUUUAAAUAAUUUAGGUGCAAGUU